AUGCCCUGCAAGCGCACCAAGCGCCUGCCCGUCACGGACCUCAACGUCGCUCUGUCCCGGCAGAGCGGGGCUUUCGGACGCCCAAGCGGCCCGGAACUUGAGGGCGUCCGUGCUCGCGGCUCAGAAACCGACCUACUACCUGGACGCAACGAGGGAGUGGACCUUCAGGCAGGUAUGCAGGUGGUAGACCACCAGGUGGUGCUGGACGCCGUCCUGGGUGAUCCCCUGGUUGUUCUGCGAAACGUCUCCUACCAGCUGCACUGCGGCGACGAAAUUCUAGAGAUGGAAACCAGUGCUUGCUGGUGCGGGACACCAGCCCGCAGCCAGCUUGAAGGCAGAUCGAGGCACAUGGAGACCAAGUUGUGCUUGAAAGCUGGUGCGGGACACCAGCCCGCAGUUCUGCCAGCUGUCUACACUCGCCUACACUUGCCUACAGGCAACAAGCACUUCACCUCGAAGAGAAAACGGUUGUCCCAGUUGGUUAUGGUUCGGGAAACAAACGGACAACGUCAACAGCUUCCACGGAGGUUGAGUGAAAACAAACUAACGAGCCCUACAGGGCGGACACAGAAUUUGCUCAAACAUGGGAAGUCGAUCAAAGCACGGGCCAGAGCAGGGAGGUCCGCCUUCGAACAACGGCCGGACAAGCUCUGCGUCUUUCGGCAGCUCGCGGAGCUGAUGCGGCUGCCGCUGCAGGAAAUGCUUUCGGACUUCGACACAAUCUGCAAAAAAAACGUGGCGGGAGCAAGGCAUCACCCCCCGAGAGAUCCGGGAAUUCUGCCUUUGGCGCCAAGCCCCGAUGUUCUACGUGGACUGCCAGGCCGCCUGCUGGACAAGUACGAGCCUACCGUCAAGGAGCAGCGGGUCGUGACCUUCACGAGCUGGAACGGACUGGCGGAGUGGGAGGGCGAGGUCGCCAGUGCACUGAAGACCUGGAGCAGGUCGGAGUUCCUGGCCGAGGGGCACUGCCCGAAGGUGGUCAUGCGAGUCAUGCGAAGCAUGAGCGAGUGGCGGUGCCUGCGGCUGAGGGUGUGGGGCGGCGAGGACUGCGUCAUCUCCACAUUCCAGGAAGACCUGGAUGUGCUGCAGGCCUGGAUGGGGCGGCUGGAACUCCCCUAUUGCGGGCAGCGUCUGGCGGGUGCCGCGAGCGAGGUCUUCCUUCACCUUCUCAAGGCCCCCCGCGAUCCGCCCGGAUCUCGGCAAGCCCUGCUCGCGGAGCAGGACCAUCAGCGCAAGCUCUGCGCGGCCCCCAUCACCGCAACCACGUGCGAGUUGGACCACAUCGUCCCCGUGCACCAGUCCUUCGCCGCACAGGCCCAGAAUCUCCAGACACUGUGCCUCGAGUGCCACCGAAACAAAACGGCCCUGGAGUCCUCGCACGCCACGACACUGGAGUCGCGCUUCAGCCGGCGGGCUUACGAGCAGUACGUGGAAUCGCCUCGACUCCCGCCGCUCGUCUUCAAGCUCAUCUGCCACGGUAUAGACGUGGCGCGGUGCCGCAAGAACGGUCUGGCCCAUGCCAAGUUCGCCCAUCUUCUGCCCCAAGGCUCCGAGAGGACGGAUGCACUGGGAUCACAUCUACGUGACCGAGUUGUUGUCCAACCGGAGCUGCCGGUCUGUGCACGACUUCGUGAUGGCCUCGGAGUGCGUCCCUGUCUCCAGAAUCCGGGAUGCACUCGCAACCGUGCCGUCGAGGUGGCCGUCAAAACGCACUGCGUCGUCUUUCAGGACCUGCCCAAAAAGUUCCAGGGCCUCGUAGACGGCCUGAUCCGCGAAAGGCACCCCGACGGCACGCCCGUGCACCGAUGCGAGGAGCACUGCCAGCUGCUCCACGACCUCACCGACGGCUGGCACCACGAGCUCACCAAAAACAUGAGGAGCGACCCGGGCAUCUUCGACUUCCUCCGGUGGCUCCGGGUCGACGAGCCAGGGGUCAAAGGCGGUCCGGGCGGCCCGGAAAAGGUUUCCGCGGCAAGGAUCAACGCACGGAACAACCGUCGCCUGGCUCCGCCGGAAGCUGUAACGACCGAGUACACCGGCACCGGCCCGACGACCACCAACAUGCCGCAGACCACGCGGGUCAUCGGCGUCGGCGGCCGCGUGACCAGCCACUCGCGGGACUGCCAAGCCUCCGCGCACACCGGAAAGAACUUGCCGCCACGCUGGUUGGUCGUAAGCUCACCAAGCUUGAGUAACAAUUCUUUAAAGCCAGCCCUGCAAUGGGACUACAAGGCCUUCGAGCUCGGACACUUCGACGCAGCGUGGGCCUCGCCGUGCUGCACCGAGUUCAGCAUCGCACUUCCGCAACCUGCCCCUGCCGCAAGAGCGACCGCUGUGAGGCCUUCCAAGGAACUUGCCGCCCAGAGGCCGCGCAGCGAGGACCGACCAAAGGACGAGGGGAGCAAUUCGCGGGACCAACUUUACUCCAUCCCGCCCGCGCUGUGCAACGAGAUCGCCGUGAGCGUGAUUUAA
Molecule: messenger RNA, 2472 nt
Organism: Symbiodinium natans
Lineage: Eukaryota; Dinophyceae; Suessiales; Symbiodiniaceae
Source: the annotation of a GenBank genome assembly